UGAUUCAAUUACAUUUUCAGCUAAUGUUGUAAAUAGGUGAAUUUCAAUCUUAAUCAUGGCUUCAACCAGUUCUGAUCCAAAGGCUGAAGAUGCAUUCAAUACAUAUAUGUCCGAAGUGAAAAGAAUUGAAGCCGCGGAUUCAGUACUAACACCAAAACAACAGAUUGAUCGUUUAAAUCGACCUGGAUCAACUUAUUUUAAUCUUAAUCCAUAUGAUGUUCUACAAGUUACGCCAGAAACUCCUCUACCAGAUGUUAAGAAGAAAUUCAGACGCUUAUCUAUACUUGUUCAUCCAGAUAAAAAUUUAGAACAAAAAGAGCUCGCACAAAAGUCAUUUGAUGCUGUCAAAAAAGCAUGGGAAUUACUAAAUGAUGAUAAAGAAAGAGAAAAAUGUUUAGGUGUAGUUUCAGAUGCAAAAGUACGACUUGAAACGAUAUUGAAAGAAAAAAGGAAGAAAUUGAAAAAGGAAGGAAAACCUGCUGAAAUACCAGAAGAUGAUCCGCAUGUUUAUGAAUCAGAACUACACAAAGAAACUUGUAAACUUUUUGCUGACAUGGCGAUUGUUCGUAAAGAGAUGGAAACUCGAGAAAUGAAUGAAAGAAAAAGGAAAGCGCAACAAGAAGCUGAGGAAAAAGAAAAAGCGAAGCAGCAGAAAGAAUGGGAUAAAAACUUUGAGGAAAGUCGUCAAGGUAGAGUUUCCAGUUGGCAAAAUUUUAAGAAGGAUAAAAAGAAGAAGAAAAAAGACACGAGGGCACCUUUCAAACCUCCGAAAGUCAGAAUGGAAGAAAGAUGAUCUUCCUCUCAUUAUAGUUAUAUUCAUCAAACUUAUAUCUCUAAAACUUCAAUUGUCUUUUGUUUCACAUCAUAUCGAAAUAAUCUUGAAAAUUAGAAUUGAUUGUGAAACCUGUGUACUAGGCUAUAGUAUUAUGCAUUGACAUAUAAUCAUCAUUUUGUUUCUCCCAAUUGGGGUCAAACUUUACAGUAGUGAAUGAGUUCCCACUAAUUUUAAAUUAUGUUUCAUUUAGAAUAUUAUUAUUGAAACAGUUUUUAUAUGGGUAUGGUUUUCAAUAAUCUGUCAAUGUUAUUAAAAUGGAAUUUAUGGAUUGUUCUAUGUAUUUGUAAUAAGAAUUUGGUGAAUUGAAAAGCAUAUAUUUUUCAGCAAAAAAAAAUCAAAUUGGAAAAUUUAAAUAGUACUGCAUUGUGAUACAAAUUGUUUUUCACCAAGAUUAUAUUAGUAGUAAUUUCCCGUUUAUUUUGUUAUUUUGUCUCACUUGACAGGUAUGCGGCUAUAUUAGCUUAUUUUUUAAAGUUUAUUGAACUAUGCUUCUUUGUUAUUUUCAG
Molecule: messenger RNA, 1341 nt
Organism: Styela clava
Lineage: Eukaryota; Metazoa; Chordata; Ascidiacea; Stolidobranchia; Styelidae
Product: dnaJ homolog subfamily C member 8-like
Cellular component (GO): nucleus
Source: RefSeq, a predicted model, not a curated record